AUGAUCGACAUCGCUCCAGAAUUAACUUUCAGUCGUUUCAGGAUGCUUUGGUGGAACGAUGAGCAUAUCUAUGCCACUCUCGACUUCUCUUCGGGACCGCAACCAGCAACUCCACCGAAAGACGACAAGAAAACGAGUACUGUCAAAAAAGAAGAAGAGGAUCAAAAACAGUUUUCUUUCUUAAGCGACCCCUUCGAUCUCGGAUGUUCUCGAAUCACUCCAGUACCGAACCAUCAUCAUCGCCAUCUCAACCUUCCUCAGGCAGGAUCGUCUAUGCAUCGGGACGAAGUGAUCGAGCGAAAAGCGUCGUCGCUUGCGCCAAAGUCGCCCAACGUCGAAUGGCGUUGGUUACCCAAAUCGCCGUGUGAUCAGCGCCGUCCGGCUAAAACUGCGCCACUGAAACCACAAAUCGCUCCGAAACCGACAAAUAUCGUCAACCCAAGAAUGGUGACUUCGAUGCCAACUCGAUCAGUUACGAUGGACGUGAUCAAUCGGGAAGCGGUGGUAAAAGCCCGUCAGAUUUAUGCUCGAGGACAGCAGCAACAACCUACGCUGCGACAAUCGUUGAGUAUCGAGUCGUUCGCUGACUUGAUGGGCGAGAAGAAAAAGAAAUUCCGUUUCGUCAGAAAAGUCGCGACGUCGUUCCGUUUCAAGAAACCUGAAAAAGAGCCCGUCGUUGAAAAGCUCGUAUCAGCGCCCGUCAACAUUUCACGAUCGCUACCGCAAAGUCCGCAUGUCGAACGUAAAUUGAAGAAGCCAGCAUGUCUCGCCUCGUCGGAAAAAGCGACCAACGCAUUUUCGUGGCUACCAUCGAGAUCUCCCAAGCGAACUCAUAAAACCACCCCUGAGAACGUCCAAGGAGUCGUCAGCCCUACCGAUACUCUGGAAACUUUGGCUGAGAAAAACGAUGGUAUACCAUUGUUUUUAGCUCGUUGCGUGGAAUUCAUCGAAAAGAUGAUCCACGAAGUAAGUGAGGUAAGUGGCUGA
Molecule: messenger RNA, 987 nt
Organism: Cooperia oncophora
Lineage: Eukaryota; Metazoa; Nematoda; Chromadorea; Rhabditida; Trichostrongylidae
Source: the annotation of a GenBank genome assembly